Messenger RNA from Cajanus cajan (pigeon pea), 895 nucleotides. The record is from RefSeq and is a predicted model, not a curated record. NCBI's taxonomy places the organism in Eukaryota, Viridiplantae, Streptophyta, Magnoliopsida, Fabales, Fabaceae.
AAGCAGCACAACAUCAAGAUGGGCGAAGAGGCAGCGAAAGCUUUGGUUCCCGAAUCGGUGCUGAAGAAGCAAAAGAGGAAUGAGGAGUGGGCUUUGGCCAAAAUACAGGAACUUGAUGCCGCCCAAAAGAAGAGGUUUGAAACGCGCAAACUCAUUUUUAGCAGAGCCAAACAGUACGCCAAGGAAUACGACGAGCAGCAAAAGGAACUCAUUAGGUUGAAGCGUGAAGCCAAGCUUAAGGGAGGGUUCUAUGUGGAUCCCGAAGCCAAGCUCUUGUUCAUUAUCAGGAUCCGCGGUAUCAAUGCGAUGCACCCGAAAACAAGGAAGAUUUUGCAGCUUCUGCGUUUGAGACAGGGUUGAGCCAUAUGUUACCUAUGGGUACCCUAAUUUGAAGAGUGUAAGGGAAUUGAUCUACAAGAGGGGCUUCGGAAAAGUUAACAAGCAGAGAAUUGCUCUGACAGACAACUCUAUUAUUGAGGAGACUCUGGGGAAGAAUGGGAUCAUUUGCAUCGAAGAUCUGAUCCAUGAGAUAAUGACUGUUGGACCUCACUUCAGGGAGGCAAACAAUUUUCUAUGGCCUUUCAAGCUCAAAGCUCCCCUAGGUGGUCUGAAGAAGAAAAGAAAUCAUUAUGUUGAAGGUGGUGACGCUGGCAACAGGGAAGAUUACAUAAAUGAGCUUAUUAGAAGGAUGAAUUAGUUUUUUUGUCAUAUCAUCGUUAGUAUAAAUUUUGAAUUUUGAGGUCGAGACCCAAGACAUUACUUUUGUUGAUGCAUUUAUUAUUUUGAAUGAUGUUUGAGCUUAUUGAGAUAUUAAUUCAUUGCUUGCAAUGCAAUGAAAGGAUCCUUAGUUUUUCGAGAGUUGAUAGAUUUUAAUUUUGAUGCUUAUGAGUGCAAA